CCUCCGCCAGCCACGCCCAUCCUAAGAUCAGCUGGGCUGCCUGAUAAUACGCCGAAGAGACCCAUUUCCUUGACCGCCGCCGACCCACCCAUGUCCCCCCUGGUCGCCGCCGCCUGCUGUUGCUGCCCUCGCCGCCGCCUGCCGCCACCUUCCCGGGCCAGUUCUCUCCAGAGGAAGGAACUGACCCUGCAGGACUUGCCGGAGGACGCCUUGCUGGACGUGCUCUCCAGGGUUCCCAAGAGGGACCUGAUCCACAGCUGCCGCCUGGUCUGCAAAUGGUGGCGUUACCUAGUGGACCUUCCCGUGGUCUGGAAGAGGAAAUGCGAGCGACUCGGCUUCCGUCUGGAGCAGCUAGAAGGCAGCCUUCCAGACUGGAGGGAGUUUUUCUUCAGCUUGAGCAAGAGGAAUCUCCUGAGGAAUGUUUGUGGAAGAGCGGGGCUGAGAUACUGGGAACUGUGUCCCGCGGACUGGAUGGCCGAUUGGAUGCCCGAGGAUCUCCCCAGAGGGUUCAAGAGGCAUUUCUCCAGGAUAUUUAAAAGAAAACGCAAAUCUCCUCUUCCAGACACCGUCUGGACGUGCUUCGUACCAACAUGGCACCAAGAUGGCGGCCUGAGGUUUUUUGUUAAGAAGAAACAACGGGUCACCUUGAAGGACAAAGGGAUCUCGAACUGGGUGAUGGAUGAAAUGAAGCCCCAAAUCACGGUGAAGGAUUGGUAUUUUAAUGUGGAUAAUUCCCAUUACCAGCUGACGGUGAACCUGCUCUCUGCCGAUUGCGAAGUCCUCCAAGAUUACUGCAAGAUGUUUGAAGUCCGAGAACAAGUGCCCACUGUGGAAGAAUGGAGGGAGGUUUCGUACACGUUUGAAAAUUAUCCGUCUGGAGUGCGCCAUGUGGAUUUUGAACAUAGAGUGGGCUGGCGAUCUGCAGUGAAAGUAACCAACAGUAGUAUUGCAGUUGAUUUAGUAUGAUGAGGGGGCAGCCUAGCCCAGGGCUCUUCAUUUAGCACUUUGGCAUUGUUUGAGAAGGGAGGAAUUUUCUCUGUUUUAUACGUUUUCUCUGAAACUGUGGGUUUACACUUGCACAGAUCAACCACAAAUGCUGCUGAUCAUUUUACGGGGUGAUGGCAAUAUUUUUAGAUCACAGGGAAGUGGGGGGGAGGUGGGGGAAGUAGUAAGUAGAACAGAUUUUGGAGUUAAUUUCCAUGUUAAAGUUUCCUGUUAAAGGUUCGGGCUAGAGAGCACAAAAGGCUCUUUUGCGUACACACAUUCUGUGACCAAAAACACACACUUCACAAGCAACGUUGGGAGAAGCGAGAGCAAAUAUGAAGCCAAGAACACAUGCGGGCAACAGGGAAAUUUGAUUCUUUUCUUUUUUUAUGUGUUAAAUGCCUCGAUUGCGACUUGCUAAUUAUUAGUACUCACU
Molecule: messenger RNA, 1420 nt
Organism: Thamnophis elegans (Western terrestrial garter snake)
Lineage: Eukaryota; Metazoa; Chordata; Lepidosauria; Squamata; Natricidae
Product: F-box only protein 44-like
Exons: 6
Coding region: 91-966 (291 amino acids)
Biological process (GO): SCF-dependent proteasomal ubiquitin-dependent protein catabolic process; glycoprotein catabolic process
Cellular component (GO): cytoplasm; SCF ubiquitin ligase complex
Molecular function (GO): ubiquitin protein ligase activity; protein binding
Source: RefSeq, a predicted model, not a curated record